AUGAACCAAGACGGACCUUUCGGACCCGUAGUAAACGGGACUCAGAUCGUAUUCUUCGAGUACCUACCCAACAAGCCUGCCGCAAUCUCCUUCGUUGUCCUCUUCGGUAUUACUACAUUAGCUCAUUUGAUCUUCAUCUUCAUCUAUCGAGCGUGGUUCUUUAUCCCCUUCAUUCUGGGAGGCAUAUGCGAGAUCUUUGGAUAUUUCGGCCGAGCCCAAGCCCACGAUGACCCUGAAGAAGCGGGUCCUUUCAUUCUACAAAACGUCCUCCUCCUUGCUGGAACACCCUUCCUCGCUGCGACAAUUUACAUGAGCCUUCGACGAGUUGCUGCGGCACUAGACUCUGAGCACCUCUCGUUCCUUAGUCUCCGCUGGUUAACAAAACUAUACGUCCUCAUAGACAUUGGCUGCAUCGUCAGUCAGUUCAUCGGUGCUAUCAUACCUGCUUCGGGAGACGCCGAUGCUAUUGUCAAGGGCCGCAUCAUCCUCAUCGCAGGCUUGGUCGUGCAACUGUGCGCUCUAAGCGUCUUCAUCAUCACAUCGUUAUAUCUUUAUCUCCGAGUCAGAAAAGAGGCAGGCCCUUUCUUGGACUCUUCUUUUGUCCGAUGGAGACGGUACUUCAGAACGAUCGAGGCCGUCACUGUUGUCAUGAUCAUACGAAGCAUUGUUCGAGCAGUAGAAUAUUUGCAGGGACAAGGAGGCUUUGUCAUUUCUCACGAAGUAUUCAUUUACUUGUUUGAUGCUUUGCCUAUGUUUCUGGUCAUGUUGUUCUUCCUGGUUGUGCACCCAGGUCGCUUGGUUAAAGAAAGAAUGGAUCCAAAAAGGAAGCAGCGACAAAGUGAGCAUGUUCGAUUGACAGAGUAUUCGACAAGGCUAGAGUAA
Messenger RNA from Fusarium pseudograminearum CS3096, 882 nucleotides. RefSeq lists its product as uncharacterized. Bases 1 to 882 code for a protein of 293 amino acids. NCBI's taxonomy places the organism in Eukaryota, Fungi, Ascomycota, Sordariomycetes, Hypocreales, Nectriaceae. Gene Ontology annotation, cellular component: membrane. The record is from RefSeq and is a predicted model, not a curated record. The transcript has 2 exons.